This is a messenger RNA of Nelumbo nucifera (sacred lotus), 3108 nucleotides long. Its product is annotated as AMP deaminase. The record is from RefSeq and is a predicted model, not a curated record. Gene Ontology annotation, molecular function: AMP deaminase activity. Gene Ontology annotation, cellular component: cytosol. Gene Ontology annotation, biological process: IMP salvage; AMP metabolic process. NCBI's taxonomy places the organism in Eukaryota, Viridiplantae, Streptophyta, Magnoliopsida, Proteales, Nelumbonaceae.
AAUGAAAUGCAAUUAUGCAAAAGGCGGCGAAGGUAUUAAUCUCAAAUAUAGAGAUUAUCAAAUUAGCCUGUCUGGAUCGAAAAAAGACUGAAAAAAUCCUUCUUCUUAUCUUAUCUUAUAAAUACUCAAACAAAUCGCACAACUUCUCCCAAAUGGAGACAAUUACUUCCCUCUCUGCAUCUAUCCAUCUGCAUUGUUCUGCAACUAAGUAGGGUUUCUGCUCCUAAAAGGACAGUCUGAAGAGAUAAAGUAUAAAUAGUGAGUUUACAAUGGAUUCGUAUGCUCUACAUCUUGCCAUGGCUGCUUUGUUUGGGGCUUCGUUUGUGGCCGUUUCAGCUUACUAUAUACAUCGUAAAACCCUAACUCAGUUACUGGAGUUCGCGAAGACACUUGAACGCGAGCGAGAGCGUGGAGAUGGAGAUGAAGAGUUGGAUAGAGGUGAUUCGCCGCAGCAUUUCAAGAAGUAUGCCGAUAAGCGGCGAAACCAUGGGAGGCGUAAGGCGACGGGGUAUUACCGACGAACAUCGGCUUCGUUGCCGGAUGUUACGGUCAUUGACACUAUUGCUGAUGGAGAGGAGAAGCGGAGCGGUCCACUCUCAGCGGAGGACCGUAACCUUUCUAUCCCGGUUGGGUUGCCUCGGUUACACACGCUUCCUGAAGGGCAAUCUGCAGGACGAGCAACUUCAACCAAGAGAGCUGGACAUAUUAUCAGACCUACUUCUCCCAAAUCUCCUGUGGCUAGUGCUAGUGCCUUUGAAAGUGUUGAAGGAUCCGAUGAAGAAGAUAAUUUGACAGACACUGCCAAACUAGAUACUACAUAUUUUCAUGCUAAUGGAAAUGUUGGACCAGAGUGUAAAGGUCUAAUUGAGAAUUUGCCAAAUAACAUUAAUGGCAACACAGAGGAGAAGCCAAUAGCAGCACCCAGCAUGAUUCGGUCACAUAGUGUAUCUGGUGACCUGCAUGGUGUUCAGCCUGACCCUGUAGCAGCUGAUAUUCUCAGGAAAGAACCAGAGCAAGAAACUUUUGUUCGGCUAAAAAUUACUCCUAAUGUUGUAGAGGUACCAUCUGCAGACGAAGUGGAGGCUUAUCGGGUACUUCAGGAAUGCCUUGAGCUGCGAGAAAGUUAUGUUUUCAGAGAGCGAGUUGCUCCAUGGGAGAAAGAAGUCAUUACUGAUCCCAGUACUCCAAAGCCUAUUGAAAACCCAUUUUCAUAUUCUCCCGAGGGGAAAAGUGAUCAUUAUUUUGAGAUGGAGGAUGGAGUGGUUCAAGUUUAUGCAAAUAAAGAGUCGAAAGAAAAGCUUUUUCCUGUAGCUGAUGCUACAACAUUCUUCACUGAUUUGCAUCGCAUCCUUAAAGUAAUUGCUGCAGGAAAUAUUCGGACUUUAUGUUAUCGUCGACUUGUUCUUCUGGAACAGAAGUUCAAUCUACAUUUGAUGCUAAAUGCCGAUAGAGAAUUUCUUGCUCAGAAAAGUGCACCACAUCGUGAUUUUUAUAACGUCAGGAAAGUUGAUACACAUGUCCAUCACUCAGCAUGCAUGAACCAGAAACAUCUAUUGAGAUUUAUAAAAUCAAAGUUGAGAAAAGAGCCUGAUGAGGUUGUAAUAUUCCGAGAUGGGACAUAUCUGACAUUGAAAGAAGUUUUUGAGAGCUUGGAUUUAACUGGGUAUGACCUUAAUGUGGAUCUUUUAGAUGUUCAUGCUGACAAGAGUACAUUUCAUCGUUUCGAUAAGUUCAAUCUCAAGUACAACCCAUGUGGUCAAAGCAGACUCAGGGAGAUUUUCCUUAAACAAGAUAAUCUUAUCCAAGGUCGUUUCUUGGCUGAGCUGACUAAACAAGUAUUUUCUGAUCUUACUGCAAGUAAAUACCAGAUGGCUGAAUGCAGGAUAUCAAUAUAUGGUAGAAAACAGAGUGAAUGGGACCAACUAGCUAGUUGGAUAGUGAAUAAUGAGCUUUACAGUGAGAAUGUUGUUUGGUUAAUUCAGCUGCCACGGCUGUACAAUGUGUACAAAGAGAUGGGAAUUGUCACAUCAUUCCAGAACAUACUUGACAAUAUUUUUCUUCCCCUUUUUGAGGUUACAGUUAAUCCAGAUUCACACCCUCAGUUGCACAUUUUCUUGAAACAGGUUGUGGGGCUCGAUUUAGUGGAUGAUGAAAGUAAGCCUGAAAGACGCCCAACAAAACACAUGCCAACACCUGCUCAGUGGACCAAUAUAUUUAACCCUGCAUACUCAUACUAUGUAUACUACUGUUAUGCCAACCUUUAUACGCUAAAUAAGCUUCGUGAAUCAAAGGGUAUGACAACAAUCAAAUUCCGUCCACAUUCUGGAGAGGCUGGCGACAUUGAUCACCUAGCUGCAACUUUUCUUACAGCUCAUAACAUUGCACAUGGGAUAAAUUUGAGAAAAUCUCCUGUUCUUCAAUACUUGUAUUACCUUGCACAGAUUGGACUGGCUAUGUCACCUCUGAGCAACAACUCCUUAUUUCUGGAUUAUCAUCGCAAUCCUUUUCCAAUGUUUUUCUUACGUGGUCUUAAUGUCUCACUUUCUACGGAUGAUCCAUUGCAAAUCCACUUAACAAAAGAACCCUUGGUGGAAGAAUAUAGUAUAGCAGCUUCUGUAUGGAAGUUAAGUGCAUGUGAUCUAUGUGAGAUUGCCCGCAAUUCAGUUUACCAGUCAGGUUUUUCACAUGCUUUGAAGUCGCAUUGGAUCGGGAAAUCAUACUACAUGAGAGGUCCAGAUGGUAAUGAUAUUCACAAAACAAAUGUGCCUCAUAUCCGGGUGGAGUUCCGUUAUACAAUCUGGAAGGAGGAGAUGCAACAGGUUUAUCUAGGGAAAGCUAAAAUUCCUGAAGAAGUGGACAAAUGAAAGUGCAUGCCACUUACUUUGCCAUUCACAGUCAUUUGAUUGUUUUGUUUUCCUGGUAAGUUUUUGCUUGAUGUUUUAAGGCGGUUACCACAUUGGUGUCUUCUCUGCAAAGUUCUCCGAGUUACUCGGGCGUAUAAGAUUUUGGACGUAUUAUCAUGAGAUCCAUAUUUUAUUUGUGACUAUAAACCAUAGUAUUUCUGCUUUCCAAGCAAUGAUAAAUCAAUGGUUUAGAUGCUGUGGUCAA